UACUGGUUCAUCACAUCAUCCUGAUUCGCGAUAAGCACUUAUUUUUGCUUUUCGAUGCAAAAAAAACUUGAUUCACACUCUAUGAAUCACCGAUAUUUCACAACCAAGAACGUGGAGGAGAAACUGUCAUCGAACGUAUUUCGUUUUGGUUUGGGCUCAAUGUUACGAUACUAUAAGUGCGAGAAGAAACAAAAAAUGAAGUGAGCGAAUUGUAUGGGGAAAGAUGUCUGGCGUGUUUUUCGAUUUAGUUGUGAUAGAAAAAUGGGGUGGUGAAGGUCCAAUGUAAUUGAUUGAGCACCAAAACAAAAGCUUAAAACAUUUCAGUCAGUUGGAAAAAAGAGACCUGAUAAGAAGCAGAUAGUAAAGAUAUACGUAUGAGUGUAAGGUGCACUUUAGUUGUAGAUGCAAAACUGAAUAAAUCCGUGUAUGAUUGUUAGUGCCGAAAGAACGACUUCCAUUAUUCAAAAUUAAAUUUAUGGUGCAAAAUUGAUGUAGCCGGUCACCAUGGGGAACAUAUUCGCGAAUCUGUUCAACAAACUGUUUGGAAACAUCGAAGAAAGAAUUGUGAUGGUUGGAUUGGAUGCUGCCGGUAAAACGACUAUUUUAUAUAAACUGAAAACAGGGGAGAUAAUAACAACAAUUCCAACGAUUGGCUUUAACGUGGAGACAAUACAAUACAACAACGUUAGUUUCAAUGUGUGGGAUUUAACAAGUGCGGAUAAGCUUCGACCACUGUGGAAGCAUUACGUCCAGGAAGCGCGAGGUGUCAUCUUCGUAGUAGACAGUAACGAUCGGGAACGGAUUAGUGAAGUAGAUUAUGAAUUGAAGCGAAUGCUGUCAGAGGAAGAAUUCAAAGAUAUGAAUUUGCUGAUAUUCGCCAACAAACAAGAUCUACCGGGAGCGAUGAGCGUAGCCGAAAUUAUCGAAAAGCUGAACUUGAACUCCCUGCAAAACCACAACUGGCACGUUCAGACGACUUGUGCACUCAGCGGCAAAGGGCUUUAUGAGGGGCUCGAUUGGCUGUCCAGGGAGCUGUUGAAUGCGAGACGCAAUGGGGGUGUUCAUGACUAAGAAAACUUCACAGUCUUAAAAUUAUUCAAAAAAUAAUGUUUCUUAGAUGAGGUACCUACUGUUUUAGGCAUAUUAAUUUUACCUGGUAGAUUUCAUACAUACAUACUAAUAAUCAACUUAACCCUGUUUUUAAAUGAAUGUAAGAUUGUGUUAUAUAAAUUAGAUACAUUAAGUUCAGAUACGCCAUGCGAACAAAGACAAAACAAAUUCUCUGUUUGGUUAGAACUAAUUUAGACGACUUAAAAACGAACUAGGGGAGAUAAGGCCAAACGAGCACCGGGGCGUAGUAACCACUCCACUUUUCCACGAAAGUACGAAUUUUAUAAAAUAAAUUU
Messenger RNA from Uranotaenia lowii, 1406 nucleotides. RefSeq names its product ADP-ribosylation factor 1-like. Lineage: Eukaryota; Metazoa; Arthropoda; Insecta; Diptera; Culicidae. The coding region runs from base 505 to 1071 and encodes 188 amino acids. Gene Ontology annotation, molecular function: GTP binding; GTPase activity. The record is from RefSeq and is a predicted model, not a curated record. The transcript has a single exon. Gene Ontology annotation, biological process: intracellular protein transport; vesicle-mediated transport. Gene Ontology annotation, cellular component: cytoplasm.